AUGGCGCAGCCGGCCCAGAAGAAGGCCAAGACGGAGAGGGUCUUCCUGUUCUCCUCCGAGUCCGUCAACGAGGGCCACCCGGACAAGAUCUGCGACCAGGUGUCCGACGCAGUCCUGGAUGCGUGCCUCGUCGGGGACCCCAAGAGCAAGGUGGCGUGCGAGACGGCCACGAAGGACAACAUGGUCAUGGUCGCGGGCGAGAUCACCACCCAGACCAAGAUCGAUUACGAGAAGGUGGUGCGCGGGGUGGUGGCCAAGAUCGGCUUCGACUCGUUCGUGGACGACCUCUCCAGCGUGGACAGCAAGGGCCUCAGCGACAAGACCUGCGAGGUCCUGGUGCGCAUCAACAAGCAGAGCCCGGACAUUGCCGGCGGCGUGCACGUCGGGAAGGAGGACCUGGACGUGGGGGCCGGCGACCAGGGCAUCAUGUUCGGCUACGCCACCGACGAGACGGAGGACUGCAUGCCUCUGACCCACUCCGUGGCCACGAAGCUGGGCAAGACCCUCACGGACGUGCGCAAGAGCGGGGAGCUCUGGUGGCUGCGCCCGGACGGCAAGACCCAGGUCACGAUCGAGUACCUGCAGAAGGCCGACGGCUCCGUGGAGCCCCAGAAGUUCCACACGGUGGUGAUCUCCACGCAGCACGCGGAGCCCUCCAAGGCGAAGCGCACGAAGGAGUGCGCCGGCUACACCGGCCCGGAGAUGACCGCGCCGAGCAUGGAGGAGAUGAACAAGCUGAUCACAGAGAAGGUUGUGAAGAAGACGCUCUCCGAGAUCAAGCUGAAGAACGGAAAGCCCGCCAUCUCCCUGUUCGGCGACUUCACGCACAUGUACAUCAACCCGUCCGGCAAGUUCAUCAUCGGCGGCCCCCAGGGCGACGCCGGCCUGACCGGCCGCAAGAUCAUCAUCGACACCUACGGCGGCUGGGGCGCCCACGGCGGCGGCGCGUUCUCGGGGAAGGACCCCACGAAGGUGGACCGCUCCGCCGCGUACAUUUGCCGGCAGAUGGCCAAGUCGGUGGUCAAGAGCGGCCUUUGCAAGCGCGCGUUGGUGCAGCUGUCCUACGCCAUCGGCGUGGCCAAGCCGCUCUCACUCUUCCUGGAGACCUACGGCACCGAGCAGGGUGCCCUGAGCGCCGAGGACAUCACCAACGUGCUGAAGAUCGAGUUCGACUCCCGGCCCGGCGCCAUCGCCAUGUCACUCGCGCUGCGCGAGCCGAAGUAUCAGGAGACCGCGGCUUACUGCCACUUCGGGCGCGAGCCGGUCACCAAGGACGGUGUGAAGUUCUUCGAGUGGGAGAACGCCAAGGACGUUUCCAAGUACGGGAAGAUGUCCUCCGACCAGGUUGCCGCCGCGUUGAAGGCCAGCAAUUACCUGACCAAGUGGGUGGACUGA
Prorocentrum cordatum is the source of this 1395-nucleotide messenger RNA. NCBI's taxonomy places the organism in Eukaryota, Dinophyceae, Prorocentrales, Prorocentraceae. The record is from the annotation of a GenBank genome assembly.